UACCCAUACCGCGGGUAACUACGUAUACAGUACCCAGGGUUUGACACACGCCUAUAUAACUGUAACAGACUACAGAACAGUUAUAUGUACGCCUUAAGGAUAUACCUGAAGUCACAAUGAUAUGUCAAAAGGACUUACUUUGUAGUGUCACUUACUAUAUAACCUUAAAAUGGUCCAUUUACCUGACAAGGUGUUGUCUUUGAACACAUUUUCAUGGAAGAGUGACAUAGAAUAAAAAAACCCUCUUCAUAUUGAUGUAGAAACAAGGAUAUAUGAUAUAGGGACACAGUGGCUGUACGAGAUAAACAUGUGACUGCAUUGGAAUACUACUAUAUGGCUUGACCUUAAGCAGUAAUGAUAACCGCUGACAUGGAUAGGCCAUCGCCACCGGAAGUAAACUGGAACAAGAUGCUGUAAAAAAGGAAACUUUUCCCCGAGCGAGUCCAAAACUAUAGGAUUCAAGAUGGCGGCCAUCGUAAACCAGGUGAUCGGCAUUAUCACGAAGCCGACCUAUAAGCGGAAAGAGGUGGAAAUAGAAGCCAUCUUGCCAUGGCUGCGAAAACGCAGUCUGUUGCUACAAAACCUGGACAGAGGUGUAUUGCAAGACAUCAUGAAGAACUGUACCUAUCAGGCGUGCGAGAGGGACGAGAUUAUUAUCAGACAGGGAGAGAAAGGCGACAGUUGCGAUGUCGAGGAAGAUUGGGAAUCAACAGCGGAUGUCGAACCGAGUUUCUAUGUGAUCCUGAGCGGAAGUACCUCCGUUUACAUUGACCCAAGGAUGACGGGGGAGGAGGAAGGUGGGACGAUAGCUACGGAGAAGACUACCCCUCCAAAGGUAGCAGAAAAACCCAAAUCGGAAGAUGGAGAAGGGGGAGAGGAACAGGAGGAGGUAAAAGAAGAGGGAGAUGAAGAAGAGGAAGAAAGAAAACGCCUGGAACAGCAAGAACAAGAAAGGAAACUCAUGAAACUAGACAGGAAUAAAUUUGGCAAAUUCAUCAUGACGUAUGAACCAGGGAAGGCAUUUGGUGAAGUUGCACUUGUCAAACGCGAUGCCCUGAGGAACGCGUCUAUCAUUGCGGACGAAAACUGUGACUUGAUGGUGAUUGGACAAGAUCUGUACGAACGUUCACUGAAAGCUGACCAGGAAAAAGAGUUUGCCCAGAUAACAGCCUUCAUCGACUCCCAUCCAUUCUUCUCGAACAUGUCAAGCAAGUUCAAGAAAUUAUUGGAAAUGAGUCUGCGGAAGGAAACAUACACGUUUGACACCGUCAUGAUCAAACAGGGUGAUCCAGUUAUUGGUCUUCAUUUUCUUCUCCAGGGACAAGCGAAAAUAGUGGCUGAGCCGCACAAACAUCCGAAGCAGUAUCCUCAUCUUUGGCCUUUCGAGGCCGGCAUCGAUAUCAUAUCAGUGGAGUUUGCACAUCUGAGGGAAGCAAGGCGAGCUGCAAUCCUCCGUAAAUACGAAGAUCCGUCCGUUUGGGAGACAAAAACUGAGGAUACAAUCAUUAGAAGGGAACAAGGGUAUGCCGCGGUGGAGAAAUGGAUGAAGGAAAAGCACAUAGAAUUGUGUAGUGUUCAAGCAGGGGAGGUACUUGGUGACAUAGAAACGCUCAUGAACUUCAACACCUAUAUGCAGACUGUGAAGUGUACUUCCAACACAGAAGUGUACAUUCUUGAUUCAAAGAACUUUGAAAGGCUUGUAGGCAAACGAAACCUUUCUACGACAGAGGUCAUGCGUGCAAAAGUGAUAGAAAAGCUCAAGACACGCGUAGAUUCAAAACAUGGACAUUUGGUGCCUUUACUGAAAUUCCUUCAUUUCAAAAUGAACGAGCAGAGCUUGCCUCCGCCGCGAGAGUUACCGAAAUUAAAAACUACAAAAGUGUUACCAGAUAAAGAUGUACAAAACCUGUUUUUGCUACAAGCAUUCAAAUCUGGAAAAGCUCCUCUUGUUGAGCCCAUUGUUCCAGGAACUUUGUACUACAAGGAUUUGAUGAAAGAAAAGGCCAAGUCUAGGGAAAUGCAACGCAAGGCCGAAGGUAAGACAGUUGCAUCGACAACGUCUACACUAAGGGCAAACAAACGCAACAAACCAAAACGGCAGCCGCGAAGUUUAAUGGCGAUUCGGGAGUCGCUACGGCAAAUGAUGGAGGCUGAUGUCAUCCAAGUAGACAAUAAAUCAACCAGAAAAAAGCUUGGGUCAAAAUAUGGGUCAACGGUAUCUCUAGCUCCGUCAAACCAGUCUCAACAAUUAUUCCCUCCAAUUGUACCCGUGACAGAUUCUAAACCAAAACUAGACAAUUCCAGGAGUUUCAUGACAAUGUUAAAUUCUAAAUCGCAUGAGAAAGAGACUCCAGUAAGGGAAGUGGAUAUUACACCACGUGACCAUGAAACAGUGCAAGGAAACAGUGCUUCACAGGAUCAGAAAAAAGUGUCUCCAAGGAAACAGAAGCCUGUGCUUAUAACAGAGACUGCCGCACCUAAACGCGAUGUAGAUUUGCCGAUGAUUACCGAGGAACGAACACAAGAGGAAAUCGUUCUUCAUAAGAAAGUGUCAGGGAAAUAUGCAAAGGAAGGAGAUACUUUAGAUGGGAGAGUGGCUUUACCUGCCAUAAAGGUUACAUCGACUGAUCGGAGCCAGCCCCGUGUGAAACAACAACAACAAAGCUCUAAUCCUGGUGAAAUAGUUUUCCCAAACAAUGUGACAGGUGAACGUUUGGUUUUGCCAUCCAUUGAAGGAACAGAGGACGCAAGUUCUCCCGAACGGAAGGGAAAGUGGGGUAGCGCAAUGAAAUUUGUAAACGAAGAAAUACAGCAACGUUUAACUAAUGAAAUGGAGGAUGGUACUUUUCAACGGGAGAUUGACAGUGAAUUUCACGACAAAGCUAUGGUAAUGCUGGAAAGCAAAAUUGAAUCCUUUAACGUCCAGCAUGGUGGACCUGCAAAGUGUCUACCGAAACUAGCACGAUUCGCUGCAGACACGCGGCGGUAUCGACGACGACAGGAAGACGAGAUAAAUUCUCCAAAGCCUGGAGGGAAGGUUUGGAUCCGGAAGCGAAUGUGCAGGUUUGCUGAUAACAAAGUGCAGGUCAAGGAUCACCAGCACGUGCGGCACUAUAUUGUUAACGACCUUCCUCAGUUCGAUCAGGUGUCCCGUAGAUCUGAGGAUGAGUAUGAUAGCUAUAGUCUGUUCUCGCAGGUAAAAGCAUGAUUCUGCUUGGUUAUGGUUCCCGCACCUGUCUUCUGAUACUGCUGUAUCACAACACCUGUCAUGAGGAUGCCAGGGCCACGUGUUGUGAGGGGUAUUUGGAGCACCCUCCUGUUCCACCCUAAACUAUGUUAUAGAUCCUAUCCUAUCCUGAAGCAUAACAAAAUACAAUUAUAAAUUCUCUACAUUCAGACAUAACACAUUUUCCCUUUUUAAUCUCAUUUUUCACUUCUCUACUAAUAGUUAGUGUUGUUCACGACUUUUAUCAUGAACUUGACAUUCGGUGCGUUAAUUCUAAAUUAAAUCUCAAAGUCAUGUGCAUGUUCAUACUGUAAUGAUAUGCAUUUAAAAAAGAACCAUGAUUUUAAUAUAUCUUCAAAUUUAAAUAUAUAUCCAAGAAGAAAAUAAAACUUACAGAACCCCACAAGCUUAUAGAUGCACAUCCCUGUAACCCUGAUUUCCCAAAGGGUUAUUAUAUCUUGUGGACGAUAAGAUAUUAAUUAGAUUUCUUAAUUAGCUCAUUUUUGAUUAAUAUAGAACACAUAUUAUAUAGUUACAAUUAUCAUUUUAACGUCCACUUAACCAUUUAGCGACAUUUAAUGUUGGAAGUAUUCCCAUUCAUUUUUUCUAUCAUAUUAGCAUUUCCUGUGAUUUGAUACAUUUGAAACGGCAUACACGUUAUUGAUUUUGUGCAACAUUUAUGUCAUACAUGCUCAGCGUGUCGAUAUAUCUUAUUUAGAUCAAUGUCAAACAUCUUGUGAUGUAAUGCCUAUGACAGUUGUAAACGUUGCACAUGAUGA
Messenger RNA from Mizuhopecten yessoensis (Yesso scallop), 4005 nucleotides. RefSeq lists its product as uncharacterized. NCBI's taxonomy places the organism in Eukaryota, Metazoa, Mollusca, Bivalvia, Pectinida, Pectinidae. The transcript has 13 exons. Bases 464 to 3208 code for a protein of 914 amino acids. The record is from RefSeq and is a predicted model, not a curated record.